ACCAAGAAACAAUGAUUAUUUAUCUGUACGGACCUCCCCAAAGCAGCUCUGUGCACUCGUCAGUAGUCUGAGCCCAGAACAGCACCAAGCUGUUCGAGAUAUGGGAUUUGGAUCCCUUUUAAAUGCAACAUUGUCCUUGUGUGAUUGUGAACUUCUGAGAUACCUUCUUGAGCGCUUUGAUGUUGGUAGAUGCUCAAUACAUCUGGAAGAGGAGGAGCUCCUUCUAGGAGAUGAUGAUGUACAGAAAACACUUGGCAUCCCCAGAGGCCAACAGACUGUUGUGGAGGCUGAAAUAACAAGCAAGGACCCACAGUUCACUGGCUUGGUUGCACUUUGGAGACAGCGGUGGGGAGUGAAGACAGGCACACCAACUACAAGCCAGAUGCUGAAUGGCAUUAUUGAGAGGCGUGAUCAUGGAGACAUGUUCAAACGUGACUUCAUAAUCUAUGUUGUUUCCACAUUGAUAAGAGGCUUCAAGAACAUGUUCUGCAACUACAGGCUCCUGUAUUCACUGCAAGAUGUCAGCAAGAUCCAAGACUUCAACUGGUGUGCUUACACGAUACGAUCUCUUGUUGACACCACCACAACAUGGAGGGGCAAACGUGAUGCAGCCUUCACUGGUCCUGCAACUUUCCUGAUGGUUAGAGGAGAAAUAGUCAGAAAGAGAAUUCCCACCAUCACUUCAUGGACUUCAAGUGAUUUGAGGGCAAGGGUCAAGGUUGAAAGAGACAUAGGCGGCUUUGGAAAGGGCAAAGUCGUUGAAUAUAUCCCAGAUGCACAUCAGCCACCACCUCCUCAACUGUCACCACCCGUGAACUGCCACAAGGUCAGGAAGUUGAAAAGGUCACCACCGCAUUGA
Ipomoea nil (Japanese morning glory) is the source of this 859-nucleotide messenger RNA. RefSeq lists its product as uncharacterized. NCBI's taxonomy places the organism in Eukaryota, Viridiplantae, Streptophyta, Magnoliopsida, Solanales, Convolvulaceae. The record is from RefSeq and is a predicted model, not a curated record. The coding region runs from base 101 to 859 and encodes 252 amino acids. The transcript has 2 exons.